AUGAUAUUCAAACAUGACGAUAGGAGCGCGUUCUCACCAUCGCGGUUCGAGAAUCGACAAUAUUCGUUUCUGCAAAAUGUGCUUCCUGUGCCGUGUCACUCACACAAUGACUACUGGCGACGCACACCGCUCUAUGCCGCGCUGGCUUCGGGUUGUAUCAGCGUAGAAGCAGAUGUGUGGCUGUUCGAUGAUGACCUGUAUGUCGGCCAUAGCGUCAAAAGCUUGACCCCUCGGUCAACACUCGAGAGCAUGUAUCUGGAUCCUCUGCAUCGCAUCCUGAAAGCGGCGAACAGCGAGUCAACCGUUGGGAGUGUGGCUGGUGAUGGCAAGCAGGGUGUGUUUGCCACAGAUCCAGCACAAACACUUGUCCUACUCGUUGACUUCAAGACCAGCGGGCCGGAGACAUACCUCAAAUUGCACGAUCAGAUGGCAGGCCUUCGCAAUGCGGGAUGGCUCACGCACUGGAACGGAACAGAUCGUGUGGAUCGUCCGAUCACCAUAGUCGUAUCCGGUUAUGCACCUUUCGACAUGAUCAAAAACUUUAAUACGACAUAUCGCGACAUUUUCUACGAUGCUCCGUUAACAGCUCUGGAAGCUGAUGGCGACCCGAACAUGAACGAAUCUUCUUCAGCGACCGCGGCAGAUCGUGAUACAGAUAUGCUACGCUACAAGUACAACCCGAGCAACUCAUGGUACGCAUCCACCAACGUCAAGGCUGUUGAUCAAAGCAUUUCGUCCUGGUUUGCCGUCACUCCCGACCAGAUUCAGGAACUCACGCAUCAUAUACACAAGGCUGAAAUCAGAGGAUUGCGAUCCAGAUAUUGGGGUACACCGAGAUGGCCACGUUCACUGCGCGACCAGAUCUGGCAAGUCCUGCUGCAGCAGGGUGCUAGUGUCUUGAAUGUUGAUGACCUACGGGCUGCAAGGAAGGGGUCAUGGGGUCGUUGGAAGUAG
Messenger RNA from Aureobasidium uvarum, 954 nucleotides. The record is from the annotation of a GenBank genome assembly. NCBI's taxonomy places the organism in Eukaryota, Fungi, Ascomycota, Dothideomycetes, Dothideales, Saccotheciaceae.